Molecule: messenger RNA, 948 nt
Organism: Panicum virgatum (switchgrass)
Lineage: Eukaryota; Viridiplantae; Streptophyta; Magnoliopsida; Poales; Poaceae
Product: translation initiation factor IF-2-like
Exons: 2
Coding region: 1-948 (315 amino acids)
Source: RefSeq, a predicted model, not a curated record
AUGCUGACGGAACGGGACGCAGCGAAUGGAUCGAGCCCGCGCCCAGCCUGCCGACGGCGAGCGCCUGCGGCCGACCCGCCUCCCGCGCAGGUCCACCCGCGCACGCCGGCUCCCCCGUCUCCCUCGGCCGCGACGGGCCCCGCGCCCUCCCCCUCCGCGGUUCUCGGUCACCUCGCCGCGGCUGGAGUGCCCGUCCUCCCUGACCUCUCCGACACCGAGCUCGCCCUCGCGGAGGCCGCGCUCGACGGCGUCCAGCUCCCGCCGGACCUCCGCGAGCUGCUCGCCCUGGGCGAGGUCACGGCCGCGCUGCCCCUCGCCCCUGGACGACGCCCGGGGCGCACGGCGCCGCCGCCUCUCGUCCCGCUGUGCGGCCGGCAUUACGUGCCGGCGACGCCCUGCCUCGCGGGGAACCCGGUGUUGCACAUGUCCGACUCCGGCGUGAGGUUCGCGGGCGCCAACGCGGCCGACUUCGUCCUCCGUGCGUUCGCAGCCGAGCCGCCGCCCGGCGCGCCGCUCCGGCGCCAGCUCUCCGCGCCGGCCCCGCCUCCCACGGCGAGACCACCUCCGAGGACCGGCUCCCGCGUUGCCGCCUCGCUGCGAGCCGGGCCUCGGCGAGCGCGGCGACCUCGCCGUGAGCGGGUCCGGUGCGGGAGGCGGCCGUCGGAGCGCUGGCCUGGCUGCGGCGCAAGGCGUGGCCUGGCCUGGCGAGCGGUGGCGCAGGCCGUGGCGGCUGGCCAGUCGGGCGGCGGCGCAGGACGUGGCGGCCCAGGCGGCGCAGGGCUUGGGGGCGGGGGGCUAGCCGGGCGUGGGGGCGUGGGGGCGGCGUUCCGGCGUGGGCGCGUCGGCGUGGGAGCGGCGCCUGCCUUCGCCUCCAGCAGCGCCGUCGAGAGGAGCGCUCCCGUCGAGAGGAGAGCGCUGGCUCCCGAUCCGUUUUUUGUAACGGAGUAA